CGCGCAUCAUAUUCCAGUCCGAGUCGAAACUCCGGCGGAACCAGCUGAAACAAGAAAGAGAGAAGAAAAGGUAGCAGAAGACGAACCAAAACGAUGUCGUCGGAAGCUGCGAAGGGAGCGACGACGGGAUUCGUGGAGUGCGAUCGGCUGCACCGCGCGCUGGUGGAUUGUCACCGUCGGAUCCCGGCGGGUCGGGCGCGGGAAUCGGGUUGCCGGCACCUGAACCGCGGACUUGCCGAGUGCUUGGUGUCGGUGGCGUGCCCGGACGAGGCCGAAGCCGUUCGGAGCCUCUGCGGUAGCAGCGGCACCGGUCUGAAGCGGACUCAGUGCCAACAGGCUCAGCUCUCCCUCUCUCUCUGCCUCUCCUCUCAUCAAACCAAAGACUAAACAAUAAUGCAAUUCUUUUUUUUUUUGGUAAUUUUGUUCUAAGUAACAUGUAUCAAUGUGGGAAAUACUUGUUUGUUUUU
Molecule: messenger RNA, 467 nt
Organism: Rosa chinensis
Lineage: Eukaryota; Viridiplantae; Streptophyta; Magnoliopsida; Rosales; Rosaceae
Exons: 1
Coding region: 94-387 (97 amino acids)
Source: RefSeq, a predicted model, not a curated record